Daphnia magna is the source of this 1173-nucleotide messenger RNA. RefSeq lists its product as uncharacterized. Gene Ontology annotation, biological process: DNA replication, removal of RNA primer. The coding region runs from base 1 to 1083 and encodes 360 amino acids. The record is from RefSeq and is a predicted model, not a curated record. Lineage: Eukaryota; Metazoa; Arthropoda; Branchiopoda; Diplostraca; Daphniidae. Gene Ontology annotation, molecular function: nucleic acid binding; RNA-DNA hybrid ribonuclease activity. The transcript has a single exon.
AUGACGCUGGCCGACAUCGAACUAUUUCGAGAACAACCUAUGGGAAGGCAACAACUACAAGACCCAGCACCAUGGGCAAGACUCCCAGUCACAAUAGGAUAUUUCCCAAUUUCCAAAAACGCCGCGUCAAAAAACAUAGCUGAAGCUCGAGCCCUUUUCAACAACAUUAGACAUAACCAAUUAAGGUCCACCACAAUGGCCUAUACAGACGGCUCCCUCAAUAAAACUACGGGAAAAACGACCUGCGCGCUUUACCUCCCGACCUUAGAAAUUGAAGAAACAUACACGUUAAACAAUCGCUCCUCCAUCUUCACAGCCGAAGCCCAUGUAAUACUGAAAGCCAUGGAAGCAAUCUACCAUCAUGAAGAAUUAAUAAGCGAACUCACCGUGCUCACGGAUUCCAGAUCAGUCCUCCAAACCAUUGAAAACCCUGGCAGAGAAACACAUGAAAUCAUUGACACCAUCCUUAGCACAGCUGAAAAGUUUAAAAGUGCAGGUACCAAAGUGAACCUCUACUGGAUACCAAGUCAUGUUGGAAUACCAGGUAAUGAGAGAGCAGAUAAGCUAGCGUCAGAGGAAAGUUCCAGACAAGGCACUGGCAGACUCAUCAACAACCAACUGUCCGCUCUAGAACAGAGCUCCAUCUUCAGGGAUAACCUAAAGCAAAUAAACAUGACUGAACUGCAAAGAGGCCAUGAGAAAGAUAACACACAUCAGAGGAAAAGAACUGGCCCUCUAAAAUGGCACUCACAUAAAUCCAGAUACAUCACAAGGUUAUUAUUCAGACUGCGGACAGGCCAUAACAGGCUCAAAGCCAACCUAGCCCGUUUCAACAACCAAGUCAAUCCAAUAUGCAGAAACUGUGAGGAAGAACAUGAAACCACAAUACAUGUCCUGCUGGAAUGCUCCGCCUUAGAGAUAGAAAGAACAGAAAUCAGCAGCUAUCUGACAACAAACAAUAUCGAACACAACUUAACGAACCUUCUGGGACUCAACCUCGAUAUCCACAGCACCAAACAAUACGAGAUCCAAAGGCUACUAACUCGAUACCUAAAAGAAACGAGACUAGUCGACAUAAUCUAAACAGUGAGCAAGUGUACACUUCCUUACCUUACCCACAACAACCAGAGAUCAACACAGCAAAGAACAAAAGCAAGGAAACACGCAUACCAA